CAUCUACCUGUGGGCCUGCCUGCAAGACCACUCAUGCUGCAGCUCUCACACAGGAACCACAUUAUCCACUCUCAGCUCUGUGUAGAGUUUCCAUUGCCAUAUACAAAAUAUCACCGAUUUUUGGCUACACUGCAAGAAUCCCAGUUUGAUGAAGACCAACAAGGAAGCCGAGGAGAUUUCAGGAGUCAAUCUGAAUCAUUUUGCUGAAGACGCUCCAUCCACCGGGGGGUCCAAGAAUGGAUAUGCUUUCCAAGAGAUGGAGCUGCAGGAUGGGGGACCAGAGGAUUGUGGGCAAGAUUCACCUGUCAUUCACAAGGGCCAAAUCUAUGACAACCAGAUCCAGAUGAAUCCUGAAUGUCCUGGGUUUGGGCUUUUAAAUACAACAAGAAAAUAUGUGAAGCCAAUGAACUUCCAGGAGGAAGUGCGCGCCCACAGAGACCUGGACAGCUUCCUGGCCCAGGCAAGCAUCCUUUUGGAUGAGAAAGCUACCACUCUGGACGAGGUCCUGAGGCGAAUGUUAACUCAUGUGGUGGAAGACGGCCACGGGAGCUGUGAUGUGGACGAGGUCAUGAAUUCACUGUUCACAGACGCAGGAGGGAAGGAGUUUAAUGUUCACCUUCUGUCAGAGACCAUUCAGGGUGUGACUGCUACUUCCACUGGCAUUCGUUACCAGCAGUCCUGGCUUUGUAUCCUCUCCAAUGUGAGGAGCCUGCAGAGACGUCAUGUGUGCAUCGCCCGCCUGGAGAGGCCACAGAACUGGGGAGUCAACUGCUGCGAGGCUCGCUACGUCAUCCUCAUCCUGGCCCCUCCCAGAACGAAAAGCACCAAGACGGCCAUUGAACUCGGUAGAACAUUUGCCACAGUGUUCUCUGACAUUUCCUUCAGACAGAAGCUUCUGGAGGCCAAGACCCAGGAGGAGUUCAAACAGGAGCUGGUCUACGAGCAACAGCAGCUCUCCAUAAUCAAUGAGAAGCCGAUCGUAGAGGAAGUGGAGGACUCAGAUCCACGUAGAGGGAAAUCACUUCAGUGCAAAGAUUUCUUUAAAGCUGGUAAAGGUGUUUAUGACGACUUCUGCUGCAGACUCCCCCUCUACCCCUCAGACUUCACAGAUGGUUUAACUGGGAAGGACCGCUGUCUGCUGAAGUACACUACCACUGCUAUUUUCCUCUACAUUGCCAUUCUACUGCCUGCUAUUGCCUUUGGCUCAUUGAAUGACGAAAGCACAAGAGGAGCGAUAGAUGUUCAGAAGACCAUUGUUGGCCAGAGCAUUGGAGGAGUGAUCUACGCUUUGUUUGCUGGCUCACCACUUGUCAUUCCACUGACCACUGCACCACUGGCCAUCUUCAUAAGCGUCAUCAGGGGCAUCUGCGAUGACUACGACCUCGACUUCAGUGCUUUCUACGCUUGCAUCGGUUUAUGGAACAGUCUGUUCCUCAUCCUCGGAGGCUUAUUCAAUGUCAGCCUCCUCAUGAAACUCUUCAAACGCUCAACAGAAGAAGUCAUUGCAUUGUUCAUCUCAAUAGCAUUUGUCGGGGAUGCAGUGAAAGGCACUGUCAAAAUUUUUAAGCACUUCUACCACGGGCCCACACUGGCGACCAGAAACAGCACGUUGGUGCUUCAGCAGAUUAAAGGGAUUCUAGAGAAGACGAACAACCAGAUGGGAAACACGCUCGGGGAUCAUAAUGAGACUGUGUCACUGAUGGGACAUGCAGAAGGACAUGCGUUAAUCUUCCUACCUGAGUCUCUGGUGUUGACCACAAGAGAAAGACCCAUCCUCUGUCUACUGCUCAUGUUGGGGACUUUGUGGCUGGGUUACACCCUCUACCUCAUCAAGACGAGCCCGUAUCUGAAUGACAGAGUCAGAGAGGUGGUGUCUGACUGUGCUUUGCCUAUCUCUGUGGUGAUAUUCUCCUUCAUUGGCUCAUACCUUUUCCUUGACAUACAGCUUCCUGUGUUCAGUGUCCACGACGGCCCGAUCUUCAACUUCCCUCCAUUUGAAAAGCUGUCAGGAAUGAACACACUGAGCGCGGUCGGGCUGGGUUUCCUCCUUGCAUUGCUCAUCUUUAUUGACCAGAACAUCGUCAUCUCACUGACACAUGUACCCGAACACAAGUUGCUAAAAGGCACAGCGUUCCACUGGGACUUAAUGCUGACUGGCUUCAUCAACAUCCUCAUGUCCUGCCUGGGGUUGCCAUGGAUGCACGCUGCCUUCCCACAUUCCUCCCUACACGCCCGUCAGCUGGCCAAAGUGGAACAGCACGUAGAGAACGGACACCUCUACACGACUAUUGUCAGUGUGAGGGAGACACGCCUGACCUCGCUGGUGGCCAACAUCCUGAUCGGCUUGUCUGCAUUCAUGCUGCCCAUUCCUCUGCAGUGGAUCCCCAAGCCCGUCCUCUACGGCCUCUUCCUCUACAUCGCAGCCACUUCACUUGAUGGGAACCAGAUGGUGGACCGCAUGGCCCUGCUGCUUAAGGAACAGACAUCCUAUCCUCCCACCCACUACAUUCGCCGUGUGCCUCAGAGGAAGGUCCACUUCUUCACAGGGGUGCAGAUGGUCCAGCUGAUCAUCCUGUGUGCGUUUGGGAUGUAUCCUCUGCCCUACAUGAAGAUGGUCUUCCCCCUUCUGAUGAUCCUGCUGGUCCCUGUCAGGACCAGCCUGCUUCCCAGAAUAAUCGACGCCAAGUAUCUGGAUAUCAUGGACGCCCAGCACAUGUAGAACAACAGAGCAAUCUUAUGAAGACAUUCAUUUUCUCCAGUUAGAAGGGAAACAGUCUCAGAACUGAUUGCGUUACUAACUAAAUGAAAUGCAUUUGGACUGCAAGAUUUCGAUGCGAGCGCUCUGCUGGUGACUAGACGAUCAUUUAAACUGCUCAUUUGCUUUCUCAUUGUUCACCACACAUUUACCAUCAAUGUAGCUGAUUUUAAUAUGUAACAUUCCUACAUCUUUACUGUAUUUAACAAUAUAGUCAUGAAGAAGUUUCUGUUUUUCUUCUUUUUUUGCACACACAUCUGUAUUGAGCUGGUAACUGACAGGUGCACGAGGUAAUGUCAGACAUUUUUGUAAUAUUUAAAAAAAAAGUGUUAAUCAUUUAAUUUAGGCCUCAUGUUGUUUGAUAGAGAGCUGCUUGGUCUGUGUUCUACUUGGUUCAAAGUGUGAUGUUGAUAAGGGGAUUAGGGAUGUAGUGAGUUCAGUGUUUAGCCACAGAAGAAAAUCCAUAAUCAUUUAACUGAGUGAGAAGGAAUUUCUCACAGUUGAAAACAUCAGAGUGAAGUGUCACCUCACACUGAAGCCUGGUAUCACAAGAUACAUGUUCCAGUUGUUUAGAUGUGAAAAACUAUUUUCCUUUUGAGGAGACACACAACAUGAUAAUGUUGUUGGAAUAAAGGUAAUUGGUUCUGUGCAUUACAAUGUUGAGAAUAAAAAAUCAUACUGUUAAUAAUAAAUAAAGCCCUUUAAAGGAACUGAAUGAACAUUUUUCAUUAUACUGAACCUCCUCGAUAUUAACUCCCAAAGCAAAAUACUUAACAUGCACCUCCAGUCAUUGAUACUGUGGGUAACAGGACUGUUGCAGGACAGUACCUGCUCAAAUAUCAUCACACAGCAUCAGCACACUGCCACUUUAUUGAGUCGAGGGGACUGACAGUUGUAAAGCUCUGAUUGUUAAAUUUCUCCAAUAGAUGGCAGUAGAGGAUUUUCAGGAUGGGUUCAGAUCAGGACUGACUGAUGAUAGAUGUGUACUCACCAGUACAUUACACAAAAAAUGAGCCAGAUCCAUAUCAUCCAGUAUAAGAAACUGGAUAAUGAAGUUAAGAUUGGACAGAUAUGAACAGUUUCCCAAAAGACACCACCUUUAGAAGUUUUCUCGCAUGACUUUGUUUCAUCUGUUACUUUGUGUAAAGCCACUUUUGUAAGCCAACAAACCACCUGAUGCUUUCAUUUUAAAUGCAUUUUACUGCCUUUGCUGUGCUCAAAAUUGUUAUUCUACCAUUAAUGCAUCACCUGCUUCAUCAUGACUGUUUUCCAGGCUUGUAUUAACUGUCUGUACUAAGUGCCUUGAAUAUAUUUGCAGGGGAGAAAAACACCCAAUUGUUUGUCUGAGCCCUCUGACAAACAAAAGAAAGCUCCUUCUCACAUUGUGCUACAAUAAAGCAAUGAACACAA
This is a messenger RNA of Siniperca chuatsi (mandarin fish), 4165 nucleotides long. RefSeq names its product sodium bicarbonate transporter-like protein 11. The coding region runs from base 149 to 2719 and encodes 856 amino acids. The transcript is spliced from 20 exons. Gene Ontology annotation, molecular function: solute:inorganic anion antiporter activity. NCBI's taxonomy places the organism in Eukaryota, Metazoa, Chordata, Actinopteri, Centrarchiformes, Sinipercidae. The record is from RefSeq and is a predicted model, not a curated record. Gene Ontology annotation, biological process: monoatomic ion homeostasis; transmembrane transport; monoatomic anion transport. Gene Ontology annotation, cellular component: basolateral plasma membrane; plasma membrane.